GUCUAUUCGAAGCUCCACACGCUCAAACUGGACAUGCAGCACAUUGACAGUCCGUUCAUCGUCCAUUUACUUCGCCUACCGGCCCUCCGAGAAUUGAGCAUGGAGAAUGUUUCGCUUAGGCGCAAACCCAUCCCUGAAUAUGCUGGAUACGCAAAAUGGCCCAAAGUUCCGGUUUGGUUACAUUGCCGAAGAUGACUUCCUGGCUGCGCAAAGGGAUUUGGAGAUCAAGGGGUCGGAUAUGGAGGCGGAGCUUGAGGGCGAUGUCUCUGACUAUGCCUCUGAUGAUACCCCUGACGACGCCACAGAGCUCAUCGUAAAAAGCAGAGUGAAGAAGUUAUCGAAACGGCGAAGUGGGAGCACUGAGACGGCAAGAAGCCGCAACACGCAUGCACACAUUUAGGUGUCCACCGAACUCAGAAGGUUGCUGAGGCGGAGAGCCGUUUGAUUGAUGAGCUUGUGUCUAAGCACAUCCAGACUUGUGUUCCACGAUGCAUGACCAUGGUCGAGACAAGGGUAGUAAAAAAGGUCAAACUCAACGGCAUGAAAGCA
Molecule: messenger RNA, 549 nt
Organism: Macroventuria anomochaeta
Lineage: Eukaryota; Fungi; Ascomycota; Dothideomycetes; Pleosporales; Didymellaceae
Exons: 1
Coding region: 107-400 (97 amino acids)
Source: RefSeq, a predicted model, not a curated record